CGGGGCAGCCUCGGGGAUGUGGGGGGAGCUGUGAGGAGAGAGAGGGGGGCAGCCCUGGCGUGGCUGUGAAGGAGAUGCCGUAGGGUGGGAUGUUCCCGUAGCACCGGGAGUCCCAGCGUGUCACCCUCCUAAAGGGAGCGGAUUGCUGGGGUGAGGAGUGCCGGUGGGCACAGGGCCUGAGGGAGCUGUGCCCCAGAUGUGCUGAGGGACUGGCGGGGGCCUCAGGAAGGUCUCAGGGGCCGCCAGCAGCAGGUUUGGGCUCUGGGUGGGAGGAUGAAGGAGACGUGCCGGAUCUGCGCCCGGGAGCUGUGCGGCAACCAGCGGCGAUGGAUCUUCCACACGGCAGCCAAGCUGAACCUCCAGGUGCUGCUCUCCCACGUCCUGGGCAGGGAGCUGUGCCGGGACGGCAGGUCCGAGUUCGUGUGCAGCAAGUGUGCCUUCAUGCUGGACCGCAUCUACAGGUUCGACACCGUCAUCGCGCGCAUCGAAGCCCUCUCCAUCGAGCGCCUGCAGAAACUGCUGCUGGAGAAAGACCGCCUCAAGUUCUGCAUCGCAAGCAUGUACCGCAGGAACAACGAAGACUCCGGCGCGGAUGACAGAGCUGGGGAUGGGGCUGUGGACCUUUCUAACCUGCCUGACGUACGGUACGCUGCCCUCCUUCAGGAGGACUUUGCUUAUUCUGGGUAUGAAUACUGGAUGGACCAAGAUGAGCACGGCUUGGAGCUGCACAGCUGCCACACUUCAGAAGGAGCAAGUAACCGUCCGCGGCGCUGCCGGGGCUGUGCCGCGCUGCGCGUGGCCGAUGCUGACUACGAAGCAAUUUGCAAAGUUCCGCGGAAGGUGGCCAGAAGCAUCUCCUGCGGGCUGUCCAGCCGGUGGUCGGCCAGCAUGGGCAACGAGGAGUCAUCUGUGUGUGACGUGGUGGAGUCUGCCAGCGCCAGAGGGCCUGUGGAUGGGGAGAGCAUGGAGGAAGGCACGCCAGCCUCCUCCGUUGAGUCCCUGGACACGACUGUGGAGGCGAGCUCGUCACAGCAGAAGGAUGAAGAUGCAGAUAAGGGGGUGAAAGGGAAUGGAAAACUUGAUGAUUUCUCAGAUGACCACAUGACCCACAACUCCUCGUUGAGUGGGAACAGGCUGGAGCUGGCCCUCAGCUUGAUCAAGGCUCUGGACUACAAGCCCCUCCAGAGCCCCCGUGGCAGCAAGCUGCCCAUUCUGGUGAAGUCCAGCCUGCCCCCUCCCAAGCUUGGCCAUGACUUGGCAGAUGGCAACGCUUCUGCUGGCAUAGCAUGUGCUGGCUCUGCCUUCCUGAACACAGACAGAAAAUCCUUUUCCAGAGCUCCUCUGGGUCUUUCCUUGGAGAUUUCUGAACUGCAGGAGCUGUGGGAUGACCUCUGUGAGGAUUAUAUGCCGCUGCGGGUACAGAAUUUGCAGGAUGAACAUCAGCAACCAGCUCCAGGUGGCCCUGCAGCAGGGGAGCACACGUCCGAUCUGUAUGCUGCAGAGCUGCAGGGCAAAAUCCAGCAGUUUGAAGCUGACAACAAGUUGUUACAGGAAAAGCUGAAUGAAUUGAAUUUUGAAUUAAAAUCUGGUCAAGAAAAAUUGCAGAGGCAAGAUAGUACAAUCCAGAGUCUGAACGACGCCCUGAAGAGCAAAGAGUGUAAGACAGAAGAGCUGUACCAUAUCAUCGAAGGGCAGAAUGAGACAAUUGCCAAGCUGCAGGACAUGUUACACAGGAGCCACCUGGGACAGCUGCAGAUGUCAGAGAGCCCACUCUCAUCCCAGGAGCAGCAAAUGUCACUGCUGGAUCUUCAGAACGCACUUUUCUGCACCAAACUGGAGGUGCGGAAGCUGAAAAGGGCUCAGCGCCAGAAAGAGCAUCAGGUGGCUGAAGCCAGGAGAACAACCCAGCUCUUAGAGACCAUGGUGCGUGAGGAAGAGCAGCAGAAAGAGGCAACCUGGAAACACAACCAGGAGCUGCGUGCUGUGGUACAGCAGCUGCAGGCAGAGCUGCAGGACAAGGCUCAGCAGCUCCAGGCUGCGGAGUGGGAGAAAUGUCGGGAGCUGCAGGCCCAGGAGCAGAGAGUUCAGCGUUUGAGUCAGAAUCUGGCUCGCAAGGAACAGCUUCUGCAGGAAUCGAGGGAGCUUCUGCAAUGCCAGCAAAGCUUGGACAAGAGCCCUGCGGCCAUCAAUGUCAUGUUGGAGAAACUGCAGCAACGAAUCAGUGACAGGGAUGCUGCUCUGGAGCGAGCAGUGGAUGAGAAGUUUUGUGCCCUGGAGAAGAAGGAACAAGAGCUGCAACAGCUCCAUCUCUCAUUGAGAGAGCAUGGAAGUGACCUGGAGAGACUGCGCAACGUCCUGUCCAGCAACGAGGCCACCAUUCAUAGCCUGGAGAGCCUCUUGAAAGCCAAAACCCUGGAACUAGAGCAGGUCUUGGCAACCUGCCAAAACCUCCACUGGCUCAAGGAGGAGAUGGAGGCCAAAUCCUGUAGCAGGCAGAAGGAGCAGGAGGGGAUCAUCCAGCAGCUGCAGACCUGCCUGCAUGACAGGAACAAGGAGGUGGAGGAGCUUACAGCAACCCUACUGUGCAAGCUGGGCCCAGGGCAGAGCGAGGUAGCUGAGGAGCUGUGCUUGCGUCUCCAGCACAAGGAGAAGAUGCUGCAGGAUCUCCUCAGCGACAGGAACAGUCAGACCAUGGAGCAUGAUGCUGAAAUCCGGGAGCUGCUGCAGGCCAUGAGCACGAAGGAGCAGCAUUGCCGAGCAGCUGCUGAGAAGAUGGCACACGCUCUGGCUGAAAGGAGCUGUGAGUUACAACUCAUGCGCCAGCGUGUGUUGGGAAAGGAGCCUGUUGGAACCCAGUCAGCUGGUGCCAGGCUGUUAAAGCAAGACAAACAACCCAUACAAGAAAUACUGCAGAGGGAUUGUGGAGCUACAGCCAUUGCCGGAUCCCCCCAGGGGGACAGCAGCUGCAGGACAGAGGGAGUUACAAUGUCAGCAGCAGAACUGGAGAAGGAUCUUGUUAAUGCCAAAGAAGAGCUGGAACUCGUGGCAAAGAAAGAAAGGGAAAGCAGGAGGGAGCUCACUGCUCUCCAGUCUGUCGUGGCCACACAGGAGGAAGAGCUGCAGGUUCAGGCCUCAGAUAUCGAGUCCUUGACCAGGACCAUCCAGAUCAAAGAGGACCUCAUCAAGGAUCUGCAGAUGCAGCUGGUGGAUCCUGAAGAAAUUCCAGCCGUGGAAAGGCUGACACAAGAAGUACUGAUGCUUCGGGAGAAAGUGGCCAUAGCAGAGUCACGAGGACAAGAGGCUACUGGAAACAGAAGGCAGCAGUUGUUACUGAUGCUGGAAGGGCUGGUGGCUGAAAGGAAUCGGUUAAAUGAGGCUCUCCAGGCAGAGAGGCAGCUCUAUGGCAGCCUAGUAAAGUUUCACACGCACCCAGACAGCGCUGCGAGAGACCACACUCUGCAGGUGGAGUUGGAAGGGGUCCAGGAGCUCCGGGGACAGCUGGAAGAAGCUCUUGGAAGAAGCUUGGAGCGUUUGAGCAGGCUGGAGACUCAGGGCACCAUAGGAGGUCAGGCCACAGGGACAAAUGCUGAUGAUGCCAGCACUAUCUUCACUGGCAGCACUGAGGAGAUGGCCCACAAUGCAGCGACCUGCCGUAGAAGCCAGUGGGUCUCUAAGGAAGCUGGAGGCACUGAAAGGGACCCCAUGGGUAGCAUGGCACCCUCCGUGCCAGAGCGGGAGCUGCGGGCAGAAGAGGAGCUGCGGGAGCUGAAGGCACAGCUGGAGGAAGCCGGCUUCACCUCUGUCUCCCACAUCAGGAAGGUGAUGCUGAGCCUGUGCCUGGAGAAUGCGGAGCUCAAGGAGCGGAUGGGUGAAGCUACAUCACUGCUGGAGAGCGGGGAGCAGGAGGAGGCUGGGCUGGGCAGCUCUCCAGUUCCUGAGCCCCGCAGGCUGCAGCGGAAGAGCCGUAGCAGUCUUGGGGACCACCCGGCUGGUGGCAGUGGGGAUGGCCAGGGGAUUUCAGGAGAGAGGGGAGCUGUGCCCACCAAACGCCCAGCGCUGGAGGUGCGAUCCCAAGAUGACGUGCCCAAGAGACCCUUCCCUGGUGCCCUGGCUGGAGAGGACGGGAGCCACGCGGAGGGCACGGUCCCUGGCAGGGGCUGGCCGGGGCUGGGCACAGAGCUGCGCUCUCAGGUGGCACAGGGCCAAAGGCAGUGCCAGGAGCUGCAGGACAAACUUGCCGCCUCGGAGGCUACAGUGCGGGCACAAGCUGAGCAGCUGGAGAAGUACCACGUCCUGCUUCGUGAACCCCACGCCCAGCAGCUCAGCAAGCAAGUGCAGGUGGACUUCCAGGACCUGGGCUAUGAGACAUGUGGGCGAAGCGAGACAGAGGCUGACCGGGAUGAGACCACCAGCCCCGAGUGCGAGGAGCCAGAUGUAUUCAGCGAGCCUAGUCUGGGUGAGGAGCUGGGGUCCCCGUGCCAGCCAGGAAUGCCCGGGGUAGGCAAGGCUGCUCAGAAAGCUGUGGUCUCGGCAGACGUAGGGGUCUUACACCAGCACAUCCAGGACCUGAAGGUGCAGCUGCUCAAUGCCAACAAGGUGAUCCAGAGCCUGCAGCGCCGUGCCCGCUCUGUCUCCGUCACCAGUGGCUACACCUCAGGUGCCGAGCGGUCCAUGCCAGGUCCCACAGCCCUGGUGUCCCCAGCUUACAGCCUCACCGAUGAGGACGAGGGCUGGCAGUCGGAUGGUCACAGCACCCUCUGCCCGCCUGCCCUGCGGGCACACCGUGACCUGCAGCACCUGGUGCACCGCGUUGCUCUCCUCGAGGCGCAGCUGCCCACAACCAAGCCCAGAGGGGUUUUGCCCAAGGAGCUGCAAUCUGCUACCUGGCCAGGGAAGUACGACUCGCUGAUCCAAGCGCAGGCUCGGGAGCUGUCACACCUGCGGCAGACACUGCGGGAGGGCCGUGGGGUGAGCCGCAGCCUGGCCCAGCAUCUGCACGAUGCUCUGCGAUCCUUUGAGGAGCUUCUCCGCGGCACUGACAUCGACUACUACCUGGGCCAGGGCUUUCGGGAGCAGCUGGCCCAGGGCAGGCAGUUGGCUGAGAGGCUCAGUGACAAGCUGGGCACUAGAGAUCGACAAGAUCGGGAGGAUAAAACCAGCCAUGAACUCCUGGCAUUGAGACUCAGCCGGGAGCUCCAGGAGAAGGAGAAAGUGAUCAAAAGUCUGGAGGCGAAGCUGCAGGAGCGCUGCGAGUCCCCACGCAGCAGCCGCUCACCUUCUGAGUUGUCCUGCUCUGCCACCAGCACCUCCUUUGUGUCCGAGGGGCUGGAGCCCUGCUCUGAUGGGGACACGGCCAGCGAGUGCAGCCAGUGCCACCAGGAGCCCGCCCAACUCGCAGGCCUUCAGUUUGAUUCCUUGCCUAAACCCAUUAGUGCUACCCUGCCUGCAGUGGCCCCUGGGCUCAGCCCCUUCCUGCCUGCCGGGCCACCCCCUCCCACCACCGCCCCACUCCUGGGCUGCUGCGGGGUCCCGCUCUGCUCCCUGGCCGAGGCGCAGCAGGAGCUGCAGGUGCUCCGGAGGCAGCUGGGAGAAAAUGUGACGCUGCCUGCAGCUCCAGCAAAGCCCUCAGCUCCACUGGGCCCCUUUGGAGAGGGCAGCAAAGCUCCAGCAUCACUCUGCUGUCAUGGCGUGCUGCAGAGCUUGGCUGGGCCCCCUGGGGCCACUGAGACCCCCACCCUCUGGGAUGUACCUGCUCCUGGCCAGCCGCUUUAUGGGGCCCUGCCAUCAGGGUACCCCUCUAGCCAGAAGCUAACAGGGACAGACCUGCUGGAAGAGCACUUGGUGGAGAUCCGUGGCCUGCGCCAGCAGCUUGAGGAGUCCAUCAGCACCAACAACCGGCUUCGGGAGCAGCUCGAAUGCCGCCUGGCCUCUACUGGCAAGGCCAGCGGAUUGCCAAGUGACAUCUACACUCAGGGGCUGGAGCCAGGGCUGCAGGUGACCAGGGAGAACCAGGCUCUGCGUGAGGAGAACCGGACCCUGCGACUCCAGCGAGAUCACCUCUCCCAAGAGCUGGCGCGGGUGCAGGAGGCACUCCUGGCUGCCUGCUCUCGGGCGCGGGAGGCUGAAGCAGAACUGGGUCAGAGGUGUGGGGAGCAGCAGAGGCUGGCGGAGGAGCUUGCUGAGUGCCAAGAGACCGUUCGGCAGCUCCGGGACAAGCGGCAUUCUCUGCAAGAGGACAACAACAGGCUGCAGCACACGGUGACACUCCUGCAGCAGCAGAGUGAGGAGCAUCACGUGCUCCUGCAGACCCUGCGUGCAGAGCUGCAUGUCUACGAGAGCCUCCCUGGUCCCUCUGCUGAGACCCGUGCAGGCUGCUUCCCAUCUCCUCCGGUGCGGGAUGUUGGCACAAGCUCGGCAGCUCCCCACUUCUCCCCACUGCCCUCUGACACAUCAGAGGCCCAGCGGAUGGAUGAGCCUCGUGGGGUAAACUCACCAGUGAGGAAGAGCGAGGGACAGACAGGGACUCAUGUUAUCGGCCGCCUGGACACCUACCGGGCCCUGGAGCAGCAUGUUCUGGAGGGGAAGGUGCUGGCCCGUGAGCUGAUGUGUCUGACACGCCCAGCGCUCUGCCCGCUCCCGGCAAAGGAGGCAUUGGGGUGCACAGGUGCAGGGCACCUCUGGGGCAGCGCCAGCACCUUGCACCGUGUCCUGGAGGAGUGUGCGUCCCUCCUCGCUGCGUUCUGGAGCACCCCUCUGCCCGGCAGCCCUGCACAGCACCAGGGCAAGGAGCAGGUGCUACAGGGUGAGAUUGCGGCACUGCGGGCCCAGCUCUCCAAGAGGGAAGAUGCUCUGCAGAGCAUGGCCGAGCGGCUGCACAGCACAGCCCAGCUGAAGGACAGCAUGGAGCAGUUCAUUGUGAGCCAGUUGACCAGGACCCACAACGUGCUACGCAAGGCCAGGACAAACCUGGAGGUGAAGGCACAGCAGGCUCUGCCUGUCGUGUGAGCCCGAGGCAUGGCAGGGAGCGAUGCCCCCUGCAGCAGAACAGCCCCUGCCUGCCGAGCCGUGCCAUUCCGGAAGGUUGGAGCAGAGCCUGUCCCUGCUACUACUAAGGUCUAGGGUGGGCAGUGGUCUGGAGUGCCCAGUGCUGCACAGUGAGCGGGUCUGGGCUCAUGUGGUGUUUGUAUGCCUUCACCUGCCUUCACUUGGCCCGUGUUUCAGUGCUUGCCCCGCUUCUGCCCUCUGCACUGAGCACCUCUUGCCCCAGGACUUGGUUCCGCUUGUAACCCUGCUGUAUACCCUUCCCUGCUUGCAGAUGUAUGUAUAUGUAUAUAGAGAGAGGUAUUGGAGCUGCGUUUCAGGGGCUCCUUGGGCAUGUCAGGGCCCCAGCACGGGAGGAAGAUGUAAGAAAUGCCAUGUUCUGCUCAGUGGCUGGAGAGUUCCCAAUAAAUAUUUCCUUUG
Columba livia (rock pigeon) is the source of this 7461-nucleotide messenger RNA. RefSeq names its product phosphodiesterase 4D interacting protein (gene PDE4DIP). The transcript is spliced from 38 exons. Gene Ontology annotation, cellular component: nucleus; Golgi apparatus; centrosome. The record is from RefSeq and is a predicted model, not a curated record. Lineage: Eukaryota; Metazoa; Chordata; Aves; Columbiformes; Columbidae. The coding region runs from base 274 to 7005 and encodes 2243 amino acids. Gene Ontology annotation, biological process: positive regulation of microtubule nucleation; centrosome cycle; regulation of Golgi organization. Gene Ontology annotation, molecular function: zinc ion binding; molecular adaptor activity.